AAUUGAAUCUCCCCCAACCCCCCAAUCAUCUCAACCCGUUUCCCUAGCCUUCUCUUUCCUUUCAAAAAAUAUCUUCCGUGAAAGAACAAAAUCGCAAUUUUCUCCAUCUUUCUUCUUUUGAAUUUCUUUGUGCAAAAUAAUAUAUAACAUUAAAAAGAUUUGUAUCCUAAAAACUAAACUAACUUCAGUUCGCUCUUCCUUUUCUUUAUUGUCCAUGCUUCUUUCCUCCACAUGAUUGCCGCCAUAUCUCCACCACCUCCAACCGCCACGCUAGGCCCUGGAAGGAUCCGAAUCCCCAACUCGAACCGCCACUCCAUUCGCUUCAGUAACUUAGGGUUCCUGCUGUGGAAGCCGAAACUGAACUGGCUAUCGUAUGAGCGGGUUCAGCAGAUGCAGAUGGCGUGGGUCCGGAGUAUGGCCGGUGGUUGCUUCAAGAGUAAGGAGCCGCUGCCUGAACACCGGAUCAAGGUCGAAGAAGACAGUGGCGGCCAAGACUUUUUCGAUCCCGAUGCCAUGGCCUCCAAGGUUUCGCCUGAGCAUCUUGUCAUCAUGGUCAAUGGCCUGAUUGGAAGUGCUGCUGAUUGGAGAUUUGCUGCAGAAAAGUUUGUGGCGAAACUACCUGACAAAGUAAUAGAGCACCGCAGUGAAUGCAACUACUCAAAAUUGACAUUUGAUGGUGUUGAUAUGAUGGGUGAGAGGCUAGCUCAAGAGGUAUUGGAUGUUGUCAAACGUAGGCCUGAGGUACGGAAGAUUUCUUUUGUGGCUCACUCUUUAGGUGGUCUUGUUGCAAGAUAUGCGAUAGGGAGGCUCUAUGAGAAUUCUACAAAGUUAGGUCAAUCAGGUCCUUUUGUGAGCACUUUAACUGGAGAGCACACAAAUUCUUCAAUGCAAGAUCUUGAGCAGCAUUCUGAAGAUAGAAUUGCUGGAUUGGAACCAAUGAAUUUUAUAACAUUUGCAACACCGCAUCUUGGUUCAAGGGGACAUAAACAGCUCUCACUUCUUUGUGGUCUUCCUUUUCUUGAGAAAAGAGCAUCUGAGACUGCACACUUUGUUGUUGGAAGAUCAGGAAAGCAUCUGUUUCUCACUGACAAUGAUGAGGGAAAACCCCCACUUCUCCUUAGAAUGGUUGAUGAUGGUGAUGACUUGAAAUUCAUAUCUGCUCUACAUGCAUUCAAGCGACGUGUGGCAUAUGCAAAUGCAAAUUAUGAUCAUAUGGUUGGCUGGAGAACAUCAUCAAUCCGGCGUCAAAAUGAACUUCCAAAGUCAAAUCUUCUUGUUUUAGAUGAGAAAUAUCCACAUGUUGUAUACAUUGAGAGGGAAACUACAAGCAAGAUCCAAAAUAAAGCUUCCUCUAUUGCUGGGUCCCAAACAAGUACAAGUGAUGUUGAAGAGGUGAUGAUUCAAGGUCUCAAUCAAGUAUCUUGGGAACGCGUUGAUGUAAGCUUUCAAAAGAGUAAACAGAGAUAUGUUGCUCAUAAUACAAUUCAGGUAAAGAGCUACUGGUUGAACUCCGAUGGAACAGAUGUAGUUUACCACAUGAUCGACAAUUUCCUUCUCUAGUCCUGGAAAAGUUUGGUGUCCGUCUAUUGGUGAUUCAGCAAUUGGUUAGGUCACUUAUUUUUUGAUGUGAUAUGCACAUUGUCCAAAAUGAGAAUAUUCGGUGUAUUUUUUAUGCUAAUAUGGAAAUGUUAAGGAUAUUGCAAAAUUGUUAUGACCUAGUCAAAAGAGGUUUACUUAUUCAUAUAUCUCAUAUAUAUACAGAUAUAUAAACUAUCUUACUUUUGUUA
Molecule: messenger RNA, 1787 nt
Organism: Gossypium raimondii (Peruvian cotton)
Lineage: Eukaryota; Viridiplantae; Streptophyta; Magnoliopsida; Malvales; Malvaceae
Exons: 10
Coding region: 232-1560 (442 amino acids)
Source: RefSeq, a predicted model, not a curated record